Messenger RNA from Achroia grisella, 474 nucleotides. RefSeq lists its product as uncharacterized. The coding region runs from base 78 to 416 and encodes 112 amino acids. The record is from RefSeq and is a predicted model, not a curated record. The transcript is spliced from 2 exons. NCBI's taxonomy places the organism in Eukaryota, Metazoa, Arthropoda, Insecta, Lepidoptera, Pyralidae.
UUCAAAUUAGAAUGUAGUUGUUGUAAUAUAUGAUAUUAUCGUAUUCAAAAUUAUAGUCCUAUUAACUACAACUAGAAAUGUCUGAAAAUAGUGCAAAAAGUACCCAAGUGCAAGGUAAACCAAAACCAAAGAGGUCCAAAUUCGGACUAUGCCCUUGGCUUUGUAAUCUGUUACCUUCAAACGUGCCCGAACCUGGUGCAGUACAAGGGAUUCUACAUCCCAGGAAAGAUGUCUUUGUACUGAAGGUGGCGAAAAUAGGAGCUACUGGUGACCGACGAUGUAAAAUGGAGCUCGAACUUGUUACUCCCAAAGGCCCGGAGAAGAAUGCACCUUCUCGAAUUGAUACUAGAGAAACCCAAUGUGACCCCGAUCCUCAACCUUGUUGUUGCAUGAAAAACAAGAGAAAUAAAAAAUAAACAUGUCGUGAUAGUAAUAACCAAUUCUGUAUAAUAAUGGUGUUAAUCAAAAAUAAAA